Molecule: messenger RNA, 8178 nt
Organism: Ictalurus furcatus (blue catfish)
Lineage: Eukaryota; Metazoa; Chordata; Actinopteri; Siluriformes; Ictaluridae
Gene: crim1
Product: cysteine rich transmembrane BMP regulator 1 (chordin-like)
Exons: 17
Coding region: 656-3763 (1035 amino acids)
Cellular component (GO): extracellular region
Molecular function (GO): protein binding; serine-type endopeptidase inhibitor activity
Source: RefSeq, a predicted model, not a curated record
UGAGGUCACGGAGAGGCACAGAGCGGAGCGCGCGCAGCAACGGCGACAGAGUGCGAGAGAGAGAGAGAGAGAGAGAGAGAGAGAGAGAGCGACAAAACAAGAGCUGUGCGACAGAAGCAGGAAACGUUUUAUUCACGCGACCUUAAGGCGAGCGAAACGAGCGAAUUCCUGACCGACAACUCGCUUUUAUACUUAUUUGAAAAGGGAAUUAUUCGCAGAACGCAGUGCUGUUGCCGCUGCUGGAUCUUCAUUGGAGCAGGAAGAAAUUCCCCUGCUUGCGUAAGAGAAAGAAAAAAAAACAGACCGAAAAGACUCCGGUGCGUGAGUACGAAGAGGAAAGUUUUCCCGUCUGAAAAGCAAAUGAACUCGGCUGAAAUCGCCACGCGUGAACCAUGCACGCGCUGUACAGCGUGGGAUAGCCGCGUCGUGUCCUGCUUUUGAAGGGGUUUCUGAGACCUCUGCAAAGUUUACUGGGGGUUUGUUCUCAUGCUACAGAAGACGGACAGUAGAAACGGAUCCCGUCACGCGCUCUCUUAGAGCCAUUGUUCGCAAGCUUUUUCGCUGGGGGAUUCUGCGUCUCUAAACCCGGGCAACCAGGGAGACAACUUGGUUGGAUUUACAUUUUUGCGUUUCUGCUUUUUUUUUCUUCUCCCCCAUGGUCUCUUCAUCAUCGUUCCUCACCUUGAGGAUGCACGUUCUUCUGAACUGCGUGUUGAUCUCGCAGCUCGCGCUGCUGCUGCUGCUUGCGAGAAGUGGCCGGGCGCUGCUGUGUUUGCCCUGCGACGAGUCCAAGUGCGAGGAGCCGAAGCAGUGUGUCGGCGCCGUGGUGCCUGGUAUAUGCGGCUGCUGCUCCGUGUGCGCCAAGCAGAAGAACGAGAGCUGCGGCGGUGUGUACGGCCUGUACGGCACGUGCGACGCGGGGCUGCGGUGCGUGAUCAGACCCCCGCUCGACGGCGGCUCCAUCACGCAGUACGAAGUCGGAGUUUGCGAAGAUGAAAACUGGGAUGACGACCAGCUCUUGGGAUUUGAACCGUGCAACGAGAACUUGGUUACAGGCUGUAACAUAAUUGACGGGAGGUGUGAAUGUGACAGCGUACGAACAUGCAACAACCCAUUUGAGUUUGCCAGCGAGGAGGCUUGUCAGACAGCCCUGAAGAAGAUCGAAGAGGAGAGGCCGGACUGCUCUAAAGCCAGGUGUGAGGUACAGUUCUCUCCCCGUUGUCCUGAGGACUCAGUGCUGAUUGAAGGUUACGCUCCACCUGGCGAAUGCUGCCCUCUGCCCAGUCGCUGUGUGUGCAGUCCUUCUGGGUGUCUGAGAAAAGUAUGCCAACCUGGCUAUCUCAACAUCCUCGUAUCCAAAAGCUCUGGCAAACCUGGAGAAUGCUGCGACCUGUACGAGUGCAAACCAGUUUUCAGUGUGGACUGCAGCACGGUGGAAUGUCCUCCCAUACAGCCCAUGCAGUGUCCAGCAGACAGCUACGAAACGCAGGUCAGGCUCACAGCCGACGGAUGCUGCACACUACCCACCAGGUGUGAGUGUUUGCCUGGUGUCUGCACCUUCCCACAGUGCUCAGCAGGAACACAGCCCCACUUGGUCUCCCGUGGUGAUGGAACACCGGGACGGUGCUGUGAUGUGUACGAGUGUGUCAAUGAGACUAAGCCGGCCUGUAUGUUCAAUGGAGUGGAGUAUCAUGAUGGUGACAUGUUCAGGAUGGAUGCCUGUCAUUUCUGCCGCUGCCAGGGCGGUGUAUCAGUGUGCUUCACGGCACAGUGCGGCGUCCUCCACUGCGAACGCUACUACGUACCAGAGGGAGAGUGCUGUCCUGUCUGUGAAGAUCCUAUCUUCCCUGCGCUGAAUUUUGCCGGCUGCUAUGUGAAUGGCCAGAUCCUGGCACAUGGGGAUCACUGGCGAGAGGACGACUGCACAUUCUGCCAGUGUGUGAGUGGCGAGGCCCGCUGUGUAGCUGCUGCCUGCGGCCAUAACUGCCUCCAUCCGGUCACAGUGCCUGGAGAAUGCUGUCCUGUGUGCGAGGAGCCCACCUAUAUCACCAUGGCGCCCCCUGGCUGCAGCUUGCUGGAGAACUGCACGCUGACUGACAAAGAUUGUGCCUUCGGCUUCCGGCUCAACUCGCACGGAUGCCGCACCUGCAGCUGCAAAACAAGAGAGGAGCUGUGCAGUGCUCUUAUCUUGGGCUGCACCUUGAAGUGUUCACUCGGCUUCCAGAUAGACAGCAAUGGCUGUCCCAUGUGUCAGUGCCGGCAUCGCCACAAGAAGUGCAAGCCAGUAGCCUGCGCCAAGUACUGCCCCUUCGGCUUUGUUAAAAACAAGCAUGGCUGUGAUACCUGUCGCUGUAAAAAAUGCCCUGAACUGCCAUGUGACAAAUCCUGUCCAGUGGGCUUCCAGCAGAACGAGCAGGGUUGUCUGAUUUGCCAGUGCAGAGACCAGGGUUCGUCUUCUCUUGGCCCCUCCGUUAAGCUGGGCUCAUGUCUCUCUAUGAACGGUCGGAGACAUGAGAAUGGCCAAAGCUGGCACGAUGGCUGCAGAGAGUGCUACUGCCACAAUGGCCGAGAGAUGUGUGCCCUGAUAUCCUGCCCUGUGCCUAACUGUGACAACCCGAGCAUCCGCGCCAGCCAGUGCUGUCCCUCCUGCCCAGAUGAGUCUGGCUCUCACAGGCCAGAGCUGAGCGAGGCGUCUGUGUGUCUCGCCCCGGGUGGAGAGUACUUUGUGGAAGGAGAGACGUGGAACAUUGACUCAUGUACACAGUGCACCUGCCACAGCGGCCGCGUGCUGUGUGAGACUGAGGUGUGUCCUCCUCUGCUCUGCCAGAGCCCAAUCAGAACACAGGACUCCUGCUGCCCACACUGCCCAGAUGAGCUGCUCACUCCGCCGGCCCCCAGCAACAACAGCAUGCCCAGCUACUGCCGCAACGAGGAGGGGGACAUCUUUCUGGCAGCCGAGUCCUGGAAGCCAAACGUUUGCUCCAGCUGUGUGUGUGUGGAUGGAGUCAUCAGCUGUUUCUCAGAGUCCUGCCCUCCGGUCAACUGUGCCCGGCCUGUCCUGCGCAAGGGCCAGUGCUGCCCCUAUUGCUUAGAUGCCACACCGAGAGCUGUGUGCCACUUCAACGGGAAAACAUACGUGGAUGAGGAGCGCUGGGACAUUGACAGCUGUACACAUUGCUACUGCUUGCAAGGCCAGACGCUUUGCUCCACAGUCAGUUGCCCUGCCCUCCCCUGCCACCAGCCAAUCACAGUGGAGGGCAGCUGCUGUCCCUUGUGCCCAGAGAUUGUCCCCACUAAUGUGCCUAUAGAGAAGACAGACCAGCAUGGAGACAGACUGAAACAUCGACCUGCUUGGCCUACUCACAGUGAGAACGACAUCAUGCCCCAGUUUAGAGCAGGUGACUUUGGCAGCCUGCAGAUGCCGUAUCUAGAUGGGAAGACACCGAUGCUCAGUGAGGAUGCCAGCCUUCAUUGGGCCUGGGUAGCAUUGCCCAUCCUCAUGAUGGUGCUCAUUAUCACCACUCUGCUGCUAGUCAACCAGAGGAAGCAGUGGAUGCAUGUACCUUGCUACCACACACCCUCUAAGCCCACAUGUCUGAAUAACCAGCUGGUGUACGUUGACUGCCAGAAAGGGACGAAGGUACAAGUGGACAGCUCCCAGCGCAUGCUGCGCAUCGCCGACCCUGACUCACGCUACAGUGGUUAUUACAGCAUGCAGAAACAUAACAACCUGGAGGCAGACAACUUCUACCAGACUGCGUGAGCGAGAGCAGCCUGCGAUGAGUGAAAGAGAUUUAGAGAGAGACAGAGAGACUGGGGUCAGCCGCCAUGCCUAGAGAGCACAUUAACAGAGAACUAUAAUUAAAAAGCUAUUAUCAUGGCUAAGAAAAUCCAGUGAUGGACAGUGCAACCAGAGAAGAGAGUUGAGAUCCUGGUAAAACACAAUAAUCAUAAUACCCACAUUAAUCAAACGCCACUCCAAAACGCACGCAGACGACUAAAGGUCUCAUCAGGACGUGAUCAUGUUGCCAAGUCAGUUACUGCAGGAGUGUAUUUAUUUGAAUGGGAGAUGCUGAAUGCAUUUCCUGGGAUAUUUUUGUGUGUGUUAUAGUGAGAAUGUGCGUGUGUGUGUGUGUGUGUCUGUGGUUGGAGGUUAAUGAGCUCAAACAUACAUAUUUGGAAUUAGGGCAGACUGGGGUGUUUUCAAAAGUGAUAUUUUUUGUGCAUUCCUGUUUUUUUUACACAGAAAAAAAAAGCUAUUUGAAAAAAGAGAGAGACUCGAAUCAAGUGCUUGGUGUGAAUGUUGAACCAAAGCUUCUCUGAGAGAGAUGAGUCUCCAUAGUAGAGAAGAUACUGGACUAUGAGGCAAAACGUGAGAAGAGAAAGACACACAAACAUGGUGAAAAAGAAUGAGAGAGCAGACCUGCUAGGACGUUUCCCUCUUCUUACAAUGACAGGGCUCAACUCUUUUUAGCCCCUUUAAAAGAGGAAUGGAGGACAACUGAGAAAGCAGCUCAGUGGAAAUUAGAUGUUCCUGCUUAGGUGGAGUUGGUCCCUCUGCUUACAAUUAUAAGCUUUUUUCCCCUUUCACAUUACAGUCUUUUUAUUUUAUUAUUUUAUUCUAUGACAGAGCAAAUAGACACUUUCUCACCCUCUCAGCAACAAUAUACAUUGUGAUAAAGGGAGAAUAAAGGGUUGUUACAUGGGAUAAAUAUAAGAGGUAGUUAUACUGGUUUGAUGAGUCUGUGCUACAAGUGCUGCUUUUUUGCUUUGAUUCUGUAGGCCUUGGUUUCUACAGGUUGAGCUGUAGUAUCAAUCACAUCCUUGGGAAACAUGCAAGGAAACACAAUCAAACAUUACGAUAAAAAGACUUUUGCUAGAGGACUUUUGUUUGAGGCCAAAAAUUCUCUCUAAUUAAUUCCCCUUGUUUCUUACAGAUUAUGAAACAGCUUCCUUCUCUGGAAGCUUUGAAAUGCUGUGGAAGCAUAUUUUGUUAAUCCUUGCUUGAAAGAAAAAAGAAAAAACUCUGCUUCCAAAUUGGCUUCAAAAUCCUACACACCUUAUAGGAACGUUUUAUGUACAUAUUAACGCUAUAAUGAAUAGACAUGAGAUAUUGUGUGAGUAUAUAUGUGUGUGUAUGUUUGUGUUAGCAUGUAUGUACGUGUGUGCACACAAACGCACAUGCAUGCGCACAUUGACUCUGCUUCACCUGUAAAGUUCUCUGUUUCAUUUUUCUUACUGAAUGUAUUUAUGACUGAGUUUAAAAAAGAGAGAUUUCUAUCUACAGAAAUCUGAUCAUGACAGGCAUUCCAUUGCCUAGUUUGUAUGAUAGUAAGUCGAAAGACGGACCCACAGAGAAAAAAGGCAGAAAGAAAAGACAAACAUCUCAUUCUAUUUGUUGUUUCCUGUUUUGUUGUUUUGUUUUCCAGUGGCUUUUCUCUCUUCCUUCCUCUGUUUUGUUUUGCUUUGUUUUGUUUUGAAUGGAGUGGUCCUCAGCUGACCCAACCCCAUACUGUUUUAAACAGGCCCUCAUUGAUUUGCCCAUCUUAAUGAGCCGGGGGGGGAAAAUUACAUAUAUAACGAUGGUCCUAUGAGUAAAUGCAAGACUGCUGGGAUGUACUUGCUUACUUGCUGAGGUGCUGAUUGUGUUUUUUAUUGACAGUAGGCUCAACAGCAAAAUCUGGCAAAGGUGUAUACGUGAGCACCAUGCCACGGCUUCAUAACUGUCCAAAAGUGGCACUUGUCGAUUCUUGGCCUGCUUUUGAAUAUUCAUACUAACCUGUCUUGAGCAGAUAGAUUGAUAGGAUUAUUAAUAUGCUGUGGUGUCAAUGCACAUUUCUGCUGGAUUCAGCCACAUUCUGACCGAUAAUGUAUGCAAUUCACUGAAUGAUCUGGCCAUAGUGAUGGCCAGUAAAAAAGCUGAAAUACACUAUCUCUGCAUCUGCUGGUUCUAGGGGUCUGAGAAAACAAGACUUCUGCCUGUUUCUGGUCUUGCAUCAAAAACACAGCAAAGGAACUUACCUUUUCAUUCUAGACACAUCAGCAGCUGUGUUUGUUGUUUAUAUUCUAUAAAGGUAAAGAAUGGUCAUCAGUAUUCACAGAGACAUAGACUAUGAACUUCAUGCAUUGCUAUUGAUAUGAUUUUGCAGUUAGGCUUUGUUAGUGGUUGUGGACUAUGUUUUAAUUUCAAACAGUUUGGGUACAGAUCGUUGCCCAUAAUUCCAAUACCAUCAGGGCCUGGCACAACAAACAUCCAUGGUAUGACAACCAUAGUUGACUUUUUGGAAUACUAAAAAUUCAACCACUAGGAUUACUGUCACGUGUGCAGUCAGGUUGUGCAGUAAUACACACUCAUUUGAUGGUGCAGAUUUAACAAUAACAAGUCCAUUUCCUCGAGUACUCCAAAUGAAAAUGAGAAAGAUGGCAAGCAUGACAUAGCAGGACAUAGUUUUACUUAUACUUUUUUUUUUUUUAGUGCACAAGUGUCACAGUCAUAAGUUGUUGACUUUGCUGUUGGUACAUGGCAAGUAAACAAGCACAUAGAAAUGCUCCACUAGUUCCAAAGGAAACCCUGGCAGUCUGGAAUGUAAGGAAGUAGGACAUUAUAUUUGUAGUCUUUAAAUAGGCUAUUAUGGUAGCCAGAUAAUCCAUCUAUACAUGAGAGUGUGCAUAAUUACAGUACUUUACUCCACUAUUACUUGGCAAGCUAUUAUGACUAUGUAAAUUGCUUAAACAGCACUGUGCUCCCUGACAAGGACAAGUGCUUUUUAAUUAAACGAUAUACUUCCAACCUUUGUGCUACAAGUGGACACUCGCAUACCACCUCUGAUGUAGGUAAGUGCAAGUCAACAAGGGCAUGUUGAAAACAGUUUUGUACUGCAGGUCAUGUCUCUUUGCUCUUUCCUUGUUCUGUGUUUUGAUCUGAUAGUGUGAGUUGUUGGUUUGCAGCUCCAUUGUUUUCUCAGUCACAGGACCCUUCAUGCGUCAGAACUACUGGAACCUUGGAAAACAAGUUGAAUCCCAAACAAGGCCCCUUGUUAGAUAGGGUGCAAAGCCACUGGUUCAUACCUUGUGCAGUUGGGGGCCAAUCAGGAUUGAACCAUAAGCUGUUGAAAAGAGGGGGAGGGGCAGGGCAUAGGACUAGUUCUUGUUGGUUGUGUCUAAAAUAUCUUGUCUGAUAAUGUUUGUAGAACUAUACUUUUGGCACUUUUAUAUACUUUAACGAGUAACCUCUGGGUUUUUCUUUUUUUUCUUUCUAACAAAUGCUUUUCAUAGAAAAAGUUGCCCUUUUGUGUUCUUAAAACCUUGCGGGACCCUUUGCAGCAAUGAGCAGUGUGUCGUGUGUGUGUGUGUGUGUGUGUGUGUAUAUAUAUAUAUAUGUAUGUGUGUGUGUAUAUAUAUAUAUAUAUAUAUAUAUAUAUAUAUAUACACACACACACAUAUAUAUAUACAUACAUACGCACAUACACACACACUAGCUCUCAAACUUUAUGGAAGCAUGUGGUUAUAUUUGUACCUGGGAUUACUGUGAUGGGGAAUUCACUGAACAAAAUGGGAAUAUUUACUCUUUAUCUUCAGAGAGUAGACAGAGAGAGGGCUAUAGACCAGCUUCCCUCUGGUCAAAUCACAGCAUUCUCUUCACCGUGUAAACACUGCAGCUUAUUGAACCUUCUGAGUCUCAGUCACGGCCAGUGAAGAGACUCGAGAUAAACAAGCAGCGGUACAGCGCGACAUAAACAAUUGUUUUGUAGACUAAAACCACAAAGCUGAAUUCCAACUUGAUAUGACCAUUUUUAGUGAGUAUUAAAAUUGUUUGCAUUAUUCAUCAAUAUGCAUUAUUCAUCAGUAUGCAUCAAUAUGCAACUCAAGUUCAAAUUCAACACUGCCUGUUACAAAGCAACAUUUACUAUUUAGUGCUCCUGAACAGGUUUUGGCUACACCACUACUACCUAUCAUUUCUAAAUCUGUUUUAGUGCAGACAUAUUGACUUUGGGAUGUGGCCAUUGGGAUCUAAUGACUGAAGAGAACCAUUGACUGAUUCCUCUUCCAGCAGUUCUGCCUGUUCAAAGGGUCUCGCAGGAUCUUUAUUUUUAUUAAAUAUUUUUUCAGUGCAUCCUUCAAGUAUUGUUGUAAAUACUUGAGUGUCACUCGCCAUUAAAAAAAAAAAAAGACAAAAAG